AUGGACUCUACAUUCUUCAACAGCAGCAACAACAACAGCAACAGCAGAAGCAAACAGUUUAUGAGCGAUCAAGAAGAGAACGACAAUACUACCAGCUCCACACCAGAAAAUAGCUCAGGCUCUCCUCCUCCACACUCUACCAAUUUCAGUGACUUCUCCAAGAUCACUUCCACCUCCUCCCCCAAGAAAAGUGCUCGGCGAGCCAUACAGAAACGAGUGGUGUCGAUACCCAUCAAAGGAGACAACAGCAACACUCCGCCUCCGUCCGAUUCUUGGGCUUGGAGAAAGUACGGCCAAAAACCCAUCAAGGGGUCGCCUUACCCCAGAGGAUAUUACAGGUGCAGUAGCUCAAAGGGCUGCCCGGCAAGGAAGCAAGUAGAGAGAAGCCGCGUGGACCCCUCCAUGCUCGUCAUCACCUACUCCUCCGAACACAACCACCCCUGGCCCGCUUCUCGCAACCACCACAACCAUCACCAGAGCAACAGCUCGAGCUCCGCCGCAGCCGCCGCCACCACAACCAAACCCGGCUCCAACAAGACCGAAGCCCCGGAGGCCCAGCAACCCGAGCACCAAGACCACGACCCGACAUUCGCGGAUCUCAACAACGAGUCGCUCCUCACACACGACGAGUUCGGCUGGUUCGCCGACAUGGAAACGACGUCGUCGACGGUGCUCGAGAGCCCAAUUUUCGCCGAGAGCGGCUGCGCUGGUGGGGCCGACUCCGCUGACAUGGCAGCGAUGGUUUUCCCGAUGGGGGAAGAGGACGAGUUGCUCUUCGCUGAUCUGGGCGAGCUACCGGAGUGCUCUCUCGUUUUUCGGCACCGGGGGGUGGGACCACAAGUUCAGAUCUGUUGA
Molecule: messenger RNA, 855 nt
Organism: Prunus armeniaca (apricot)
Lineage: Eukaryota; Viridiplantae; Streptophyta; Magnoliopsida; Rosales; Rosaceae
Source: the annotation of a GenBank genome assembly